Penicillium daleae is the source of this 435-nucleotide messenger RNA. RefSeq lists its product as uncharacterized. The transcript is spliced from 2 exons. Gene Ontology annotation, molecular function: transmembrane transporter activity. Gene Ontology annotation, cellular component: membrane. The record is from RefSeq and is a predicted model, not a curated record. Bases 1 to 435 code for a protein of 144 amino acids. Lineage: Eukaryota; Fungi; Ascomycota; Eurotiomycetes; Eurotiales; Aspergillaceae.
AUGUCUGCGGUUGUCAGCUUGGUUGGAUACAUUAUUCUCGACACCAUCAGUACAACCAACACAUCUGUUUUAUAUUUUGCCAUGUUCUUAUGCACCAUCGGAGCCUACCCUCAAACUCCUAUCGGUUCAGCCUGGCUAGUUUCCAAUAUUCCCAACCUGAACGCUCGCGCUAUGACCAGUGGCCUCUAUAUCGCCGUGGGGAAUUGUGCUGGGUUAUUGUCAAGCAAUAUUUACACGCAGAAGGAGGCUCCUAGGUACACUACUGUUUUGACGACCAACAUAUCCAUGAGUGUCAUCUUAUUGUUCGCUGGGGUGGCAUACGGACUGUGGAUGAGGUGGGAAAACCGGCGUCGGGACCAGAAAUACGGACCAGGAUCUUUGGUCACUGAGGGAGUUGCAAGUACUCGUGAUCCUCGAUUCCGAUUCCAGGUAUAG